Messenger RNA from Kockovaella imperatae, 1604 nucleotides. RefSeq names its product putative DNA replication factor. Gene Ontology annotation, biological process: DNA repair; DNA-templated DNA replication. The coding region runs from base 28 to 1116 and encodes 362 amino acids. The record is from RefSeq and is a predicted model, not a curated record. Gene Ontology annotation, cellular component: DNA replication factor C complex; nucleus. Gene Ontology annotation, molecular function: DNA clamp loader activity; ATP binding; DNA binding. The transcript is spliced from 10 exons. Lineage: Eukaryota; Fungi; Basidiomycota; Tremellomycetes; Tremellales; Cuniculitremaceae.
AUACAUGUACACUGCAGAAGCCCCAUAAUGACAACGUUCGCCAGCAAAUCAGCCGGCUCAGGGUCCGAUUCGAGACUGCAGCCAUGGGUCGAGAAAUACCGACCGAAAACGAUCGAUGAUGUAUCAUCUCAGGAGCACACCGUCGCUGUCUUGCGCAAGGCACUGGCAUCGACAAAUUUGCCUCACAUGCUCUUCUACGGGCCACCGGGGACAGGCAAGACCAGUACCAUCCUAGCUCUGUCUCGCCAGUUAUUUGGGCCCGAUCUCUUUCGAAGUCGUGUAUUGGAGUUGAAUGCUUCUGAUGAGCGAGGGAUUUCAGUCGUACGGGAGAAGAUCAAAACAUUUGCGAGAGAAACACCGAGGCAUGUGGGAGUCUCGUCGGACGGAAAGACAUACCCUUGCCCCCCAUACAAGCUCAUCAUCCUUGACGAAGCGGAUAGUAUGACUCAGGAUGCUCAGAGUGCCCUGAGACGAAUCAUGGAGACGUACUCGCGGAUUACUCGAUUCUGUCUGGUUUGCAAUUAUGUUACCAGAAUCAUCGAACCGCUCGCUAGUCGAUGUAGCAAAUUCAGAUUCAGGCCACUCGAUUCGACCAGUAGUCAAUCUCGUAUAGAGAUGAUUGCGAAUGCGGAGGGUGUCAAUGUGGACUCAGGGGUUUUAGAAUUGAUCCUGCAGCUGGCUGAUGGAGAUCUGCGAAAAGCCAUCACCUAUCUACAGACAGCUCAGCGUUUGCAUUCCGCGACGACCCCGCCUACACCAGUCUCCAACAUGUCCAUCCACGAAAUCUCCGGCGUGGUUCCGACAGAUACAAUCGAUGACCUCCUCCGUUCAAUGGGCGUUGACCCAGAAUCUGGGAUCGACCAAGAUUUCCUGAAAGGAGGGUUUGAAGCCGUCAAGAACAACAUUAAAGGGAUCUCAAGGGACGGAUGGUCAGCGGGUCAAGUGCUUGAGCAGGUCCAUGAUCGGCUGAUACCUAUCGCCACUAUAGGGACCAUCGCAAAGGCUCAGGCUGCCUUGGCCAUAGCAGAGUGCGACAAGGCUCUAUGCGAAGGAGGGGACGAGGAAAUCCAGCUGUUCGAAUGCUGUCUCAGAAUACAUGCCGCAAUGGCGCGCUGAAGGGGAAAAUCGUGUAGGCGACGUAUUCACAGGUCAUUGGUGUAUCAAGUAUGCAUUGACGUGCCUUCGUAGACCUGCAGAUCUUACCUCAAGCGCUGAAGGAACAAAUCACUGCCGACAGCAACAUCAUGUCAGGAAACGCUUCGCAACGUACACGCCGCGAUGUAUAGCGGGGACUUCCACUUAUAUUCCGCUUGUCAAGGCGACCGUUGAUGACUCUUUGAACGGGGUCGAUCCACUCGGAGCUACCUUUGAACUGCCUCAGUACGUCGUCGACAUAGCUUUUGAGCAGGCCUUGUUCAGCUUGACUGGCUUUGGGUCAAGCGCGGAUCGUGCGGCCUACAAAGCUCGGCUUUUGGCGCUUCUUUGAGCCGUGACAUAAGCGUAAGCUGGAUUUGAGCUUCGAUUCCUUCCAAGGGUAAUUGAAGCUCGCAACGUCGCUGUCUGCCAUGCCUGUUGAGCUUUCGGAUGUGAAGCGUAUGACACAC